AGAUUGAGGUUGUACUCUGGCAGAGAGAAGUACCUCAGCCACUUUAUGUAAAGGUAGCACUGCAGGAAAAGUUGGAGAAGUGAGAAGAAGCCUGGCGGUGUGAGUUUGUGCGUCGAGUGGUGGUUUAGUCAAAAUUACAUUUGUCGUUUAUAACCGUUUACAGCUCCGGAAGCGACGGCGGUUCGGACACAUUAAAGAAAGGAGCUAACAUAAUCUGCGCAUUCCUGAAGUUGACUGACUGUCGAGCUGGCAGAGAUGUUUCAGAUAAAGAGGAUCUGUUGCAUUGGUGCUGGGUAUGUAGGAGGCCCAACAUGUAGUGUGAUUGCCCACAUGUGUCCAGAGAUCACGGUGACCGUCGUGGAUGUCAACGAAUCCCGCAUCAAAGCCUGGAACUCGGACACUCUGCCCAUAUAUGAGCCGGGUCUCAAAGAGGUGGUUGAAUCAUGCAGAGGGAGAAAUUUGUUCUUCUCCACAGACAUUGACUCAGCCAUCAGAGACGCAGACCUCGUCUUUAUCUCUGUGAACACCCCAACCAAGACCUAUGGGAUGGGGAAGGGCCGUGCCGCUGACCUCAAGUUCAUUGAGGCGUGUGCUCGGCGGAUUGUGGAGGUGUCUGAUGGUUACAAGAUUGUCACAGAGAAGAGCACAGUCCCAGUUCGAGCUGCUGAGAGCAUUAGACGGAUAUUUGAUGCCAACACCAAACCCAGCCUCAACCUACAAGUGCUGUCCAACCCAGAAUUCCUUGCAGAAGGAACAGCAGUACGGGAUCUGAAGGAGCCAGACCGUGUCCUGAUUGGUGGAGAUGAAACAGCAGAAGGUCAAAGGGCAAUCAGAGCGCUGUGUGCUGUAUAUGAACACUGGGUCCCCAAAGCAAGAAUCAUCACCACCAACACAUGGUCGUCCGAGCUGUCCAAACUGGCCGCCAAUGCGUUCCUGGCACAGCGGAUCAGCAGCAUCAACAGCAUCAGCGCUCUGUGCGAGGCCACCGGGGCCGAUGUGGAGGAGGUUGCCAAGGCGAUCGGUAUGGACCAGAGGAUAGGCAGCAAGUUUCUCAAAGCCAGCGUAGGUUUUGGUGGAAGCUGUUUCCAGAAGGACGUGCUGAAUUUGGUGUACUUGUGCGAGGCCCUCAACCUGCCUGAGGUAGCAUCCUACUGGCAGCAGGUGAUCGACAUGAACGAGUACCAAAGGCGGCGGUUUGCCUGCAGGAUUAUUGACUGCCUCUUCAACACCGUCACUGGUAAAAAGAUCGCUCUUCUGGGUUUCUCCUUCAAAAAAGACACAGGGGACACAAGGGAGUCGUCCAGUAUCUACAUCUCCAAGUAUCUGAUGGAUGAGGGAGCCAAGCUGUUCAUUUACGACCCCAAAGUCCUGAAGGAACAGAUCAUUCAUGACCUCUCCCAGCCCAGCAUCUCAGAGGACAACCCAGAAAGAGUGUCGGAGCUGGUGACUGUGACCUCGGACCCCUAUGAGGCCUGCCAGAGCGCGCAUGCAUUGGUCAUCUGCACCGAGUGGGACAUGUUCAAGGAGCUGGACUAUGAAAAGAUCUAUAAGAAGAUGCUGAAGCCGGCCUUUAUCUUUGAUGGCCGCAGAGUGCUGGACCACCUCCACCCUCACCUCCAGAACAUCGGCUUCCAGAUCGAGACCAUCGGUAAGAAAGUAACCGCAACACGAAUCCCCUACACCCCGGCAGCGGUAUGUCCUCGCAUCACUGCCAGUGAACCUCCCACCAAGAAAGCCAAAGUCUAAAUCUCACUUCACCUCCACACAUGAAACACAUUCCUCUGUCAACCUUUUAAAUGCAGGUGAAACAUUUCAUUCAGGUUGUCGGUACGCGCCUAAUGAUCAAAAAGGCCAGAGCAGCGUGACUAAGUGCUGCCCUGCAGUCGGCCUGAGAGGAACAAGUCGAGCCUUCAGUCCAAAUUAGUAUGAAUGUGAUCCAUGAAUGAGUCUUCGGAAGAAGUUUAGUGAUAAAACAUCAUUAAACAUUUUUUUACAUUUUAAGUCAAAUAGCAUUUAUCAAAUCAGACAUUUCAGAUGCACCGUCUAUUUCAAAUGAAAACUGUUAGUGUAAGUCUACUUUUUUACAGCAUUUACUGUAUAAUCAAGUAUUGUUGCUAAAUUGCAAAAAAAAAAUGAUUUUAUACUAUUUUUAAAAAUAUUUUUUAUAAAACCAUCUUACUGUAUGUCAGUCAGUAUUUGUCCUCUGUAUUACUGAAAACGGCAAUGCAAUAAAGUGCGACGUGUCUCCUU
Plectropomus leopardus (leopard coralgrouper) is the source of this 2250-nucleotide messenger RNA. RefSeq names its product UDP-glucose 6-dehydrogenase (gene ugdh). The record is from RefSeq and is a predicted model, not a curated record. Gene Ontology annotation, molecular function: UDP-glucose 6-dehydrogenase activity; NAD binding. Gene Ontology annotation, biological process: glycosaminoglycan biosynthetic process. NCBI's taxonomy places the organism in Eukaryota, Metazoa, Chordata, Actinopteri, Perciformes, Serranidae. Gene Ontology annotation, cellular component: nucleus.